AUGGCCUUGGGAAACCACAGCACCAUCAUGGAAUUUAUCCUCCUCGGGCUGUCUAGUGAUCCCCAUGUCCAGGCUCUGCUCUUUGUGCUGUUCCUGCUGGUUUACCUCCUGACCUUGACAGGAAACAUGACAAUGAUGCUGGUAAUCAGGGCUGAUUCUCACCUUCACACCCCCAUGUACUACUUCCUGAGUCACCUCUCCUUCUUAGAUCUCUGUUUCUCUUCUGUUACUGUGCCCAAGAUGUUGGAAAACCUCCUUUCUAAAAGGAAAACCAUUUCAGUAGAGAGCUGUCUGGCUCAGGUUUUCUUUGUGCUUAUCACUGCAGGGACUGAAGCCUAUCUACUCUCAGUCAUGGCCUAUGACCGCUAUGUCGCCAUCUGCCAACCACUACUCUACGACCAGGUGAUGAGUAAACAGCGGUAUUUGUGUGUACAGCUUGUAUGGGGCUCUUGGGGUUUGGCUUCUUUGAAUGCAUUUAUUAACACCCUUCUAGCUGCCAACCUGGACUUCUGUGAGAACCAUACCAUUAGCCACUACAGCUGUGAGGUGCCCUCUCUCUUCCCUCUGUCCUGCUCUGAUGUCUCCAUCAACCUCACAGUCCUGCUGUGUUCCAGCCUGAUGCAUGGAUUUGGGACCCUCUUCCCAAUAGUCUUUUCCUAUGCUCGUAUUGUCUCCACCAUUCUGAGCAUCAGCUCCACCAAAGGCCGAAGCAAGACCUUCUCCACCUGCUCGUCCCACCUCACUGCAGUGAGCUUCUUCUUUGGCUCUGGGUUUCUCCGCUAUCUCAUGCCAACUUCAGGAUCCCCUCUGGAGUUGAUCUUCUCUGUGCAGUAUGGUGUGGUCACUCCCAUGAUGAAUCCUCUCAUCUACAGCCUGAAGAACAAGAAAGUAAAGGCAGCUGUGAGAAGAACACUGGGAAAAUAUAUGCGAUGGUCCAGAUGA
Rangifer tarandus platyrhynchus (Svalbard reindeer) is the source of this 942-nucleotide messenger RNA. Lineage: Eukaryota; Metazoa; Chordata; Mammalia; Artiodactyla; Cervidae. The record is from the annotation of a GenBank genome assembly.